Molecule: messenger RNA, 2033 nt
Organism: Eruca vesicaria subsp. sativa (arugula)
Lineage: Eukaryota; Viridiplantae; Streptophyta; Magnoliopsida; Brassicales; Brassicaceae
Source: the annotation of a GenBank genome assembly
CUCGCUUUUUGUUCACCUCAGUGCCCAUUUCAAUCCCUAAUAACAACCCAAAACCGCCGUCACUUCCAAAUCAUCAACCAACCCUAAAUCACCAACCUUCCUCCGUCGCCGUUAGUUAAAAUUAACGGCGACGAGGAUGGCGAUAGAGAUGCCAAGAGGAUUACCAUUCUCCGUCGACACAUUUGGACCCAACACGACAACGAAGAAGACAAAAAGACACCAUUUCUUAACUCACGCUCACAAAGACCACACCGUCGGAAUCUCACCUUCCAACGUCGUCUUCCCAAUCUACUCCACUUCCCUCACCAUCUCUCUCCUUCUUCAACGUCAUCCUCAGAUUGAUGAGUCUUUCUUCGUGAGGAUUGAGAUUGGGGAAACGGUGGUUAUUGAUGAUAUUGAUGGUCGUUUCAAGGUUACUGCUUUUGAUGCUAAUCAUUGUCCUGGAGCGGUUAUGUUCUUGUUUGAAGGGAGUUUCGGUAACAUACUUCACACUGGUGAUUGUAGGCUUACACGUGACUGUAUACAUAACCUCCCUGAGAAGUAUGUAGGAAGACAAGGUCAGACACCAAAGUGCUGUCUUGAUUACGUCUUCUUGGAUUGCACAUUUGGGAAGUCCCCUCAGAGGUUUCCGACAAAACAUUCAGCAAUCAGACAGGUAAUCAGUUGUAUAUGGAACCACCCUGAUGCACCAAUUGUCUAUCUUGCUUGUGACAUGUUGGGCCAAGAGGAUAUUCUCUUAGAAGUUUCCAGAACCUUUGGCUCCAAGAUUUACAUCGACAAAGCUACAAACUUGGAAUGUUACAGAUCGUUAAUGGUUAUAUCUCCUGAGAUUGUCUCUGAAAAUCCUUCUUCCAGGUUUCACAUAUUCAGUGGGUUCCCUAGACUCUACGAGAGAGCAAGCGCAAAACUCGCUGAGGCAAGAUCGAAACGUCAGAGUGAGCCUCUUAUCAUCCGCCCUUCAGCCCAGUGGUAUGUUUGUGAUGAUGAAGAAGAUGGUUUCGAGAGUGUGAGCCAAGUUCAAAAGCAGAGGAAAGUUAGGUUUGAUGAAGCUGUUAAGGAUGAGUUUGGUGUUUGGCAUGUGUGUUACUCAAUGCAUUCGUCACGAGAUGAGUUGGAAUCUGCGAUGAGAGUUCUGUCUCCGAAGUGGGUUGUGUCAACAGUUCCUUCUUGUAGAGCAAUGGAGCUUGACUAUGUGAAGAAAAACUGCUUUGUUAGUCGGUUUUCUUCUGAUGAUCCUUUCUGGAAGCUUCUAGAUAUCGACAUGGAAGUUUCUUCAGCUGAUACUCAGACAGUAACUCUUAGUUGUUGUCUCAUGAGUGACAAGGAUUCUGCAAAUUCCAAGAUGGAACCAGUGAUUGAAUCCUCUACCGUAAAGAAACAGCUUCUGAGUUUAUCACCUGAGAAAGACCUUCCUGUAACUCUGUUUGGGAGAGCAAGGCUAAGUUCUCAGAUGGUAUCUGAUCAACUACAUGUGAGCCAAGCCAUACACAGUACACGUGUAGAGAAAAUGAAUCUUGAGGAAGUAGUUGAGUCUUUACAAGAAGAUACCAAGCAAGAAACAAUGGAGAAGGUAUCUUAUAGAAGCUUCUCUUCUUCUACGUCUUCAAAGGAGACUUGUAGAGAUCUUAGUGGUGAUUUGAGAAAGCUAUACAGAUCAAUGAAUGCACCUGUGCCUCGGCCACUACCUUCAUUGAUGGAGCUCAUGAACGCUAGAAAACGUUAUCGGAAAAGCUUUAAUUUCUAGCAAGGACGUUAAAAUGGGUUUGAAAUUAAUGGGCCUAAAUGGGCCUGAUAUGAACAAAAAAAAAGUGGUGAUUCAUAUACGUACGUGUGCAUACAAAUAUGUGUUGUUGUCACUUGUCACCAAAAGGAAAUAGUUAAAGACAGGUGUACACUCAUAUGAAUCAAUAUUUUUUUACUAAUUAUUUUCCACCUCUCUUCUUUUACUAAAUUUUUUUUUACUGUGAAUAAGUAGGCUGUAAAAUUUGUUAAUUUCCAAAAUAUUUGAAAAUAAAAAAUUAAUAUAUUAGCGG